CAGCCAACACAGUACCAAGUCGAGAGCGACUAGUCCCGGCUACACAUCCCUCUGCAAUAUGUCGCCCUGUCUAGAGGACUGCCCGAAUGAGAUCAUCGAGACGAUCGUCGUACUGCUAGACUUGGACGAUAUUCGCAGUCUCCGUCAGAGUUGUCGAUCUCUAGCCGCAAAAACCACUCAGAACCAUUUUAAAUCGUACUAUCACUCGAAACGUGUUGAUAUUACCCUACCUGCUCUGAGAGCAUUUGUUGACGUGACUCAGCCUGGCCGACUCGGAUGUUUAGUGCAAGAAUUGAUACUAGUCGGCCUUACGAACGGCGCUGAGGGACAAAAUUCGAAGCCACAAUACGGUCCAGCUGAGACGGAGUUGGAUCUCCUCAGCCAAGCAUUCAAUGGUAUUGCCGCAAACAGGAAGAGCGGGCAACAUCUGUCACUCUCGCUUAAGGUUGCAGUUGUCCAAGAUGAUGCUAAACAGAGACUCCUCCCUGCUGAUGUAGCCAGAGGCGGCUGGAAGUUUGUCUGGCAAUCUGCGGCUCAGACAUUUCAUACAACGCUACGGGCUCUGGCGGCAAGCAGAUUGCCGCUUGAGAAGCUCGAUGUGUUUAAUGAUCGCCAGUCGCAGUCUUGUAGCAUUGCUUGCGACGAGCUGGGUCGCGUUGACUUUCAAGACAAGGGGCUCGCCAUAUCACUUUCGAGCCUCAAAUCUCUGUCUAUCAGCUUGUCGGACAAAAUCAUCGAGGAACUGCCCCCACCUAAUUUCUCUCAGCCUCCCAAGGAAAAGGACAUUCGCGAGGCCAAAAAGAAGGCGACGGCACGGAGCAACUUUGUUGGCCUUGUGAAACUUUUACAGCUUACCCGCUUACUCGACAGCCUCGAAAUACAUUACUACCGGCUUGACACCGCCGGACAUCUUCUUAGACCCUUUUCUGCUCACCAUGAACGCCUGUUGAAACAGGUAGCUGGAUCGGAGAAUCUGCCCAAAUUGAAGCAGUGCAGGCUCCGCGGAAUCUAUAUUAGUGACGGAGACUUAUUGGCCUUUAUUCAGCGAACAGCUACCCGCCGCCUGUUUAUAGAGAAAGUAGAUGUGUCUUCGGGAACGUUCAGAUCUAUCUUCGAUUAUUGUACCCGCGAGACUACGGGUAUAGAAGAGUUGUACUUUGACUAUCUGAUUGAGAAGGGCAAUUUGUUGUAUUUUCCUCCUCCUGACCAGGUCGGCCAUACGCAGGUCCCACGUCGGUCAACAACCUCACUCCAGAGGGUGGGCGCUAAGGUCAAGCAGCCGAUUAUUUAUCAUUAUCACCAAGGCAGGACUGAGGACACUCCUAGGACGAGGGCUUUGCAGCUACAGCGGCGUAGGGAGUAUGGUCCACUUUAGAGAUAGUAGCCAAAGCCUUACCUCUGCACCGUUAUAAGAAAGCAAAUAAUUCAAAGGAUUUGG
Molecule: messenger RNA, 1438 nt
Organism: Amorphotheca resinae ATCC 22711
Lineage: Eukaryota; Fungi; Ascomycota; Leotiomycetes; Helotiales; Amorphothecaceae
Exons: 1
Coding region: 59-1375 (438 amino acids)
Source: RefSeq, a predicted model, not a curated record